Mesorhabditis spiculigera is the source of this 1056-nucleotide messenger RNA. The record is from the annotation of a GenBank genome assembly. Lineage: Eukaryota; Metazoa; Nematoda; Chromadorea; Rhabditida; Rhabditidae.
AUGCCGCGUGUCCUCGCGACCAGAGUACACGGCAAGGGCACAGCUUCCAGCGCGCAAUUAGAUUUCACAGAAAGACUACUGAAGUUUGGUGACGGCCGCUUUGCCACCGUCGAACUGUGGCAAAUCGAUGGUCCGGAACGGAGGCUCGUCGCUCUCAAACGAGUCCACGGGAAUACGCCAACGAACGGGACGACUUCCGAUUCUGAUGGCGCCCCGGCUGACUGCCCGACACAGUCGCAAUUGUUUGGUGAGAUCGACGUGCUCAAGAAGGUGCACCAUCAGAAUUGUGUCACGCUCCUCUAUUACUACUGGAUAACCCCCGGCACACCGGCAGAUGGCUACAAUCUUAUACUCGACUACUUGCCCAAGGAGAUUGGCAAAAUACUGAAGGCCUCGCGGAACGGUUUUGGUCUACAAAAUACGAAGAUCCUUUCAUGGCAACUCUUCAACGCUUUGGCGUAUCUUUCAUCGAUGCACAUCAUUCAUCUCGACAUAAAGCCGGCCAACCUGAUCUUCGACGAGACAACGAUGCAGCUGAAAAUAGCAGACUUUGGAAAUGCUCGAAUUAUCAACUAUGACGUCCCGCAUAUUUCCUAUCAGGUAACGCGUUAUUACCGGCCACCCGAGUUGCUCUUCGGCUCGCGGCGUUUCACCUGUGGGAUAGACGUUUGGUCGGCUGGUUGUGUGAUGGCCGAGAUGGCGACGGGAAAAGUCCUGUUCCGCGCAACCAGCACAAAACUUCAAGCUAAUUUGCUGGUCGCGGUGCUCGGCUACCCGAGUGAAGAUGAUUUGAAGACGAUGAACGUUGGCAGACCGCGCGUCCGGAAGGGCAAUAAACUCGGUUUGCUGAAGCACCUCCCACAGCUCCCGAAGGACAUGGUGCCCCUUCUCGAAAGGAUCCUCGUCUAUAGCUUGAAACAACGGAUCCCCGCUCAUAAGAUCUUGUCGCAUCCCUUUUUCUCUGACUUGAAGGGGUUGAAGCGGCCGGACGAUUCCGCACCUGAUUUCGGAUUUGACAUUGAAGAGCAGGCUACGCAAUACGAUGAGGACAUGCCC